CUCCUCCUUUAUUUGUGCACUCAUCCGGCAAUACGAUUCCCUUCAAGUUUGUUUAAUUAGUGUAGUGGCAGCUACAAUGUAGCUCGUAUAGGCAGGCCAAGCAAAGGACUCUUGUAAGCUAAACUCAGCACUGCUCACAAAAAAAGAAAUUGAAGAAAAACAUGAAGCGAGCACUCGAAUGCGAGGAUGACGAGGAAGAACUCCAAGAGACUCUUAGCCACGAUCAGGAUGAUACAAAUGCAAGGAAACGAAGACGAGGAUUGAUAGAGAAGAAAAGAAGAGAUCGUAUUAAUAGAUGCUUAGUGGAGCUACGCCGACUUGUGCCGACAGCUUUGGAGAAGGAGGGCUCCUCGAAGCUCGAGAAAGCUGAGAUCUUGCACUUGACAGUGGAGCACUUGAAAUGGUUAAGAAGCACAUCUGGACAAAGCCGCACUGUGUGCACAGAACAGAGUGUCACGGACUACCGCGCAGCAGGCUUUCAAGAGUGUCUUACUGAAGUCGCGAAGUACAUGGCUACGAUCAAUAACGACGAGUGCAUGGGUGACGACAAGGCCCGUCUGAUGGCGCAGAUGACAGGACGCUCACCACCGGUGAUUACAGACCGUGUCGCUGGUUAUCACUCACACCGUAAUGUUGUGUCUUUUUCCCCUGUCAUGCCCAUGGGUUGGCCUCUUGGGCUCGCCACCCCAGUGCCAAUACCACCCUUGCCAACCAAUCCCUCGCAAGCCCAAGUGAAAAAGGACCCUUCAGAUGAAGGUCCAGAAAUACCAGCUGACGCGGACGGCUCGCUAAAGACUCGACCAGGGUUUGAAGGCGGGGGGGUGCAGGGACUCCAAGGUGUGCUUGACCGUGAUGCAGUUCAUCUUGUUCGCUUUGGUCACCCUGUUGUACGAUACCCUAUCGACUUUCCAUUCUCCAUGAUGACAAAGUAUGGGGAGGGACUGUGUUAUCGACACCCGCGGGAGGGCGGGAAUACACGAAAACACCACGGGACACCUUAGAGAGCCUCUGUCAGCCGUCAUUUUGUCACCCUAGCUAAAUACCAAGUGCGAGAGAACAUUAUUUCUUACAUAUUGUGUGAUGAUAUACAGGCCCGUACCCAUCUGACUGUUCAGGUUGGAUCGCCUAGAAUUGUAAUCGAAGUGAGCUAGAAUUGUAGCUAUCCAAUAGGAUUGUAAACAAUUGGGUAUCGGUUUAUCGAGGUACAAAAGAGAAUUUAUUAUUGAA
Nematostella vectensis (starlet sea anemone) is the source of this 1227-nucleotide messenger RNA. RefSeq names its product hairy/enhancer-of-split related with YRPW motif protein 2. The record is from RefSeq and is a predicted model, not a curated record. Gene Ontology annotation, biological process: anterior/posterior pattern specification; regulation of transcription by RNA polymerase II; regulation of neurogenesis. Lineage: Eukaryota; Metazoa; Cnidaria; Anthozoa; Actiniaria; Edwardsiidae. Gene Ontology annotation, molecular function: protein dimerization activity; RNA polymerase II cis-regulatory region sequence-specific DNA binding; DNA-binding transcription factor activity, RNA polymerase II-specific. The transcript is spliced from 5 exons. Gene Ontology annotation, cellular component: nucleus. Bases 162 to 1001 code for a protein of 279 amino acids.